UGUCCUUUAGUUAGAGGUUAUGUUGGUAAUUUUGUUAGGGUAAUGUGUCUUCUAUGUCCAAUGUGUCUCUUAGUGUAAUUGACAACUUAGAAUGUGUCUCCUAGAGUAAAAAUUUCUUUUUUUUUCACCUUUUGGUUGUGGAAUUUUCUUUAUAAAUAUUUUUUAAGAUUCGGUGAUUUUUUUUAAACGAUUUCUAUUCGUUUUCGUAUUGUUUUGUAAGAUUUUUGGAUUUAAUCCUUAGAAAAUAUUCUUAACUGUUGAGGAUAAUAUAAAUUUUGUAGAAAAUUUAAAUAAAAUACAAAUACGUCCUAGGUUAAAAGUUCAGACUGAUACAAAAUUUAAUGUAAACUCGUAGAAAAAGAUAGACCUGAUUAUAAUUUUUUAUCGUAAUUAUUAAUUAGGGAGCGGAUAAAAAGUUUUCGACCCGGUAGUCCAAACGGGGUGGACCCGACUUUAACGGGCCUUAUAUAUAUAUAAUCAUGAAGCGAGGCAAAAUCUAAACUACGCAACAAACACAUUUGAUUACAGAGAGAGAGAUCAGAGCGAGAGAGAGGAGCUUUGACGUUCGAUGGAGAGAUCCCAAGAAGAACUUGAAUCUUCCAACAAUGGCGGAUCAUCACCGAACAAGAUACCUGGAUCUGUUGAUGAAGAGGUAGAGAAUGGACCUUUAAACUUGGCUCUAACAAUCACUCCAGAGUUUCUCAAGCAGAUUGAAUCACUCCUACAACAACAAGAACAAGACUCCAACUCAACUCCUCCUGGAAAAACAAAACCUAUGAGUUUUCCAAUCUCAAAGAUCACAAUUGGUGAGUGGACCCUUGACGCAGUCUACGAGCAAGAUCUCAAGGCUAAAAUCUAUUUCGCAAGGAAGAAGAUCAUGUGGGAGUGUGUCGAAGAUGUCUCAACAACAACUGGGAUGAAUAGGAAGAUUGAGAUGCAAUGGGGUGAUGUCUUGUCUCUUAAACCAUGGUACCAUCCACAUGACCAAACCGGAAUCCUUAAAGUCGAGUUGAGAAAACCUCCAACGUUCUUCAUAGAGACUAAUCCACAGGCGAGAAAACACACUCAGUGGCAACAGUUGUAUCAAGAUUUCACACGUAAUCACUCUGCUUCUCGUAACAGGAUACAUACACUUCAUUUUGCUCCUGGAGUUCUGCAGAAGAAUAUGGAGAAGCUUGUUUCAGGCGAUAGGUUUUGGUCAGAACUGGUCAAGGUCCACUUCCCAACUUUGGAACAUCUUUACUUCUACGACAUUGGCUAUGGAAACAGUAUGAACAACAUGCAUGAUGGCAACAGAGUUCCACGGUAA
Brassica rapa (field mustard) is the source of this 1309-nucleotide messenger RNA. RefSeq lists its product as uncharacterized. The record is from RefSeq and is a predicted model, not a curated record. Lineage: Eukaryota; Viridiplantae; Streptophyta; Magnoliopsida; Brassicales; Brassicaceae.